Messenger RNA from Sitophilus oryzae (rice weevil), 2816 nucleotides. RefSeq names its product zinc finger protein 467-like. Bases 318 to 1979 code for a protein of 553 amino acids. The record is from RefSeq and is a predicted model, not a curated record. The transcript is spliced from 12 exons. NCBI's taxonomy places the organism in Eukaryota, Metazoa, Arthropoda, Insecta, Coleoptera, Curculionidae. Gene Ontology annotation, molecular function: DNA-binding transcription factor activity; RNA polymerase II cis-regulatory region sequence-specific DNA binding. Gene Ontology annotation, biological process: regulation of transcription by RNA polymerase II.
AAAACCACCUUAUAUCUAUUACUACAGAUAUUAAAGUUUAAAACUUUAUGUAACUUAAUAUUAAAAAAGGCUUAAAUAGAUGCAGAAAAUGUAAAUAUAAAAAAAUCAAUACGUUUAGGAAUACGCGCGAAAAAUUUGAAUGAAAAAUAACUGUAGUUAAAAUGCCCUCUAUGAUGACGUUUGAACAAGAAUUCUUGGCAAAGCCAAGUAGAACGGAAAUGUACGGAGACUAGCGGACAUGAUGAAGUAGUGUUUCAGUGAAGUUUUAUGGAAUUUAGACUGUGUUUUAAAAACUUUAAACGACGAUUUGAUCUAAAAUGAAUUUCGCACCAUUUGGAGUUCCCUUGUCGGCUGCAAUGCCAGUAGCCACUCAAUUCUCAGCGGGCAAAAUAACACAAAGUGUUACAACGCCUAGUGGACAAGUGGUCGGAGUUCUUCAAGGAGGUGAAAAUGGGGUACAUUAUAUUCGUCCAUUGGAUGCAAAUAUCUUUGCCCAGUCUGCGUCAGGAAGACCAGACUCUCCCAAUUCCGCGCAGCAAGGUCAAACCGUGAUAACUUUGCCUAUAACAAUGCCCGGAGCCAAGCCUGGUGAUCCCCAACAAACCGUACAAAUUCAGGUUGUUAAUCCAGCUGUAACACAAUCCAGUGGUGGAAACAGUCCAAAAUAUCAAAUAUCACAAAUACCAUUGCAUACCUUUGGUCAGGGUGCCACUGUGCUAACUGUAGCUUACAACGGCAACCAGGAAGGUCUUCAAAUCCUGGAUGGCCAGAGCGCUCUCGAAGGAAUGACAGUAGUUGCAGCUUUGCAGCCUCAAGACUUACAGCUAUUGCAGGCCCAAGCAGAACAGCAGCAACAGCAGCAGCAAAGUGAUCAACAGGACAAAGAAAACGACGAUAAAGAACCGAUUCAUCCUGUGCCAGUAGCUCUAAUAAAAACAGAGAUGUGUAAAGAUCAAGAUAUGGGUCAACAAACUGACCAGGAGCAAGAACCAGAAGCAAUAGCUGUGCCUGCCCAAUAUUUGCAGAACAUGACAAGUUUACAAGAAUAUUUUCAAAAGGUGCAGACGCCUUUACCCUUGACUUCCCUUCAUCAGUUUUUAAAAUUCAACACCCACGAUAUCAAGAGAGAACUUAUCACGGAAGAUGGCGUUCUCGAAGCUGUCAGCUUAAACAAUCCCGAUGAUCAUUUCAACUUUCAGGAGCACUUAGUAAUGGGUAGUCUCUCUGAAAUGACACAAGAAGAAACUCCCGAAGAAACAACUCCCGAAACUGGCAAGAAAAAGAAGAAGUACAAGAAAAAACCACCAAAGCCGAAAAAACCUAAGCCAGGCCAGGUUCAUAUUGCGACAGCUUUAGACGGAACGACUCUGUUCUGUUGUCCGGAAUGUCACAUGGCCUACCCAGAGAAGGAGUUACUGGAACAACAUCUCGUGGGACACAAGAUCGAAAGGCGAUUUAUUUGUGAUAUUUGUGGAGCAGGAUUAAAGAGAAAGGAACACUUGGAGAGGCAUAAAUUGGGACAUAAUCCAGAGAGACCUUUUGUUUGUUCUGUUUGUAUGAAAGGUUUCAAACGUAAGGAACAUCUGAAUCUUCACUUUGUAAUUCACUCGGGCGAAAAAACAGAAAUAUGCGGUGAAUGUGGCAAAGGUUUUUACAGGAAAGAUCACCUACGUAAACAUACAAGAAGUCAUAUUACUAGAAGAGCAAAGGAACAAGCAGAAAGGGCACAAGCUAUAAUAAGAGCAGGCGGCAAUCCGGAGGCAGUAGCUACCGAAUUGAGCGGCAGUCCCAUCACGAAUGGUACCGCUCAAGUUACCAUUCAAGUCGGUACAGGGGGUCCCAACAGUCAAAUCCAAAUACCCGUACAAAUUCAAGUACCUCAACAUCAAAUUCAAAUUACUGCUGAUGGCGAAUCGCCCCAAGCCAGCACCGUAGUACUACCAACAGCGAACGAGGGUAUCUCUGUUUUACCCAAUUAGCGUAUAUAAAACCAUCAAUACCAUCUAAUGCAUUCUCCUUGGUAAAAAUUGUUAUGUGGCACACCGUUGUUAAAGUUAUUUCUCAGUUGCAAGCACUUAUUCCCUUGAUAAGUAGUUUAAAUGUAUCAUAGUACAUACGAUUAACCUUUGACCAUAUCUAUCGGGAAAGCUGCUUGCUAAGGCCUUAAAAUGGAAAUAGAGAUUGUACAAAUAUAUAUUUUUGCAUAUUUGUUCAGAUAGUUUCAAAAUUAUAUUCGUUAUAUGUAUAAUAUUCAGUGUCCUUUAUACAUAUUGGUUAAAAUUUACUAUUUUUAACUGAUAUUUAAAUUUUAUAUGUACCUGGAUUUCAAAAGGGGGGUAUUCAAAUUGAGCAAAAUAAAGCUUAGUCUACACAGAACGUCGUACCUGUCAGUUAAAAAGGUAGAGUGUCUAGGGUGCGGCAGUUCCAUAGACGUCUUGAUCGCGUCUAGACAAAUCAUUUUACAGAUAAGACGGAUCAAAAACUCUUCAACACGGACAGUUUUUUUUACAGUUUUACCUGCAGUUGUCAAUUAAUUAUAGCAUUGUGUUUAGUGAAGUUGAAAAAAAGCUGAAAUUUCACUACAAAGUGUAUUCAUGGUUUAAAUUUCAAUUCAACAAUUCAGUUCAAAAUGUCCGUUUUUUCGUCUAUACACAAUGUUUUACUAGAUACCUUUUAAAGCCUGAACAGAUAAGACUGGCCUGUAAAACGUUACAUGUAGACACACCUUAACAUUAAUUUAACAAUACUCUAAAACACUUGAAAUUCAUAAUGCUGAUGUUGCUAAUAUGCUUAGCGAUUCGUACGGUAUCUGUUUU